AUGGCCGGAUUCCUGAUCCCGCCGUGGUACAAAUCCUUUUGGUACUUCUUGACGUUGAUCAUUUUCUGGACCAUCAAGACACAAUGCCUUAUGCAAAUUCUUACGAACCGGAUUUCCCUCAUCCUCUACAACCCUGAGAAGGCCAGGAAGCUCAAGCUCUACAUCUUCCUGGCCAUCGGCGUCAUCAAUGUCAGCGUCUUCAUUGUCUGGAUCCCCGCCCGCCUCCAGCUGAGCGAGAAGUGGAUCCGCGUCCUGCUCAUAGGUUCAAUGUCUCUCCCCGACGACGUCCUUUACGUCCAAGUCCACCCCCUAGCUUACAUGACCAAACUUUACAUCGAGAUGAACAUUGCCGAAUUCCUCGGCAAGAUCCUCAAGCAACCGAAUCGUCGACACAACUCCUUUUCUCUGUCGAACGACUGCCACAAUCCCACUACGCGUAAUGGCCGGCGUCCUGAUAUCGAAGCGACCGGCAACCCGAUUUCCAACCGCGAAUGGCGGAACUCAAAACACCAAUUUCACGUCAAGCCAUCUGGCGGGCAGAUGCACCCGCUCAACAUGGAUCUGUUGACAGGCGGGGAGAAGAGCCAUGAUCGUACAAACAAGUGGGGUAGGACUCAUGGGGCUGGAUUGUACGACGUCUGUGCGGAAAAGGAGGACGAAGUAGGAGAGCCAUCGACACCAAGCGAAGUUCAUGUCAAAGAUUCGUCAUGGCCGAUGAUGGAGGUCAAGAGGCGAUCAAGCAGUUCCGAAGAGAUGAGGCAGCCGAGGAGGGUUCGACCUGGGAUGCAGCGCGCAGAGACUUCUGCCGGGUACGACGAUGGGGACGACAACAGCCGUGAUACUACUGGUGAUGGGUGGCGUGCCAACCGUUGCCUUUCACAGGACCAUCGGAGUUCAAGGCACAAGCGGGAUAGUGGUGUGGAAACAGACAUGGAUACCUCUACUGAUGGACUGAUGCAAGGAGCGAUCCCGCCGACAAAAACCUACAGUGACCAUGAGGAGGGGAGAUGA
Molecule: messenger RNA, 1011 nt
Organism: Neurospora tetraspora
Lineage: Eukaryota; Fungi; Ascomycota; Sordariomycetes; Sordariales; Sordariaceae
Exons: 5
Coding region: 1-1011 (336 amino acids)
Source: RefSeq, a predicted model, not a curated record